AACAGUUAUGAAAUAGAUAAAGGUAUGUAAUAUGUCCUCUUACUACAUUUUUCAGAUAAACAACUGUGGCCGAAAAAUUUGAUUUCAUAAUAUAAUACGUACUGAGGCAACUAGAGUGGGAGAAUCAUUUUGGGCAUUAAAGCUUAAAUUGAAAUACGACGAUCAUUCUGCAUUGUGCUUUUGAAACUAUUGGAGUAGUUUUAUUCGGAAUAGUAAUUUAACAAUAUUAUUUCUGUGAGUAACAUAUGGCUUCUGCAUUUGUCGCGCUCCUUAUAGGAGCGUUCUUACUAUUUUGUUUUUAUUUGUAUUUGGUAUACAAUCAUUGGAAGAGAAAUGGAAUUCCAACUGCCAAAGGAUGUAUUCCAAUCGUGGGUCAUUUGUUACCCGUAGUAAUAAGAAGAAUGAAUCUUGCCGGACUUAUUCGUCAGAUAUACGAAGAUCACAAAGAUUACAGUAUGGUUGGAGUGUACAAAGGAAUAGUGCCAGCACUAGUUGUCCGAGACCCUGAGUUAGUGAAAACCGUGCUGCAAAAUAAUUUCUCCAGCUUUCACGAAAAUGGAUUUCAUGUCGAUCAACAUGCGGAUCCUCUUUUAUAUACAAAUCCGUUCUUCUGUUCCGGAGAUAUAUGGUCAACUGGAAGAAAACGUAUAACCUAUGCAUUUUCCAACGUGAGAUUGAAGAUCCUGUUUACAGCUAUUAGCGGGGUGUGUAAGAAAUUCGAAAAUUUCUUGAACAGACGACUAGAAAGGAACAGCAAGUAUGAAAUCGAAUUAAAAUCAUUAUUUUUAAAAUUCACUGGUGAAAUUGUGGCGAACGCUGGCCUAGGUAUCGAGGGUUACUGUUUCGAAGAUGAAUCACGUCCUAAUGCAUUCGAUAAACUUUCUGGAGAAGCAUUCGCCGAAUCGUUAUUAUCUAUAAUCAGAUUCCACUUUCCUAGUGUCAAUCGUUUUUUGAAGAUCAAAUUCCUGCCUAAACACGUGGAUAAAUUUUUCAGAAAGGUCGUCGCAGAAAAUUUGGAAGUUAGAAGAAGUGAAUCGAUACCUAGGAAAGAUUUCCUUCAAUUAAUGAUCGACAUGGAGAAAGCAGGAGAGCACAUCGCCGAAGAGAUUGUAGUAGCCCAUGCAGUUUCCUUCUACCUUGAUGGUAUCGAAACAUCCAGUGUCACCAUGAAUUUCGUUGGAUAUGACUUGGCUGCUCGUCCAGAGAUUCAAGAAAAAGUGAGGAACGAAGUGAUAUCUACGAUCGAGAAACACGGCGGUUUGACGUACGAGGCGUUGAAGGAGAUGACGUACAUGAGUCAAGUAAUUAGCGAAUCUCAAAGAUGUCACGCAGCUCUAGGUUUCAUGCAUAAAGUGUGCACGGAAGAGUUCGAGCUCCAAGGAUCCGAUGGAUUGACCUAUCGCGCGAAGCCUGGCACUGACAUAUUCCUAUCCGUUCACGGUCUGCACAACGAUCCCAGUUAUUGGGUCGAUCCAGAAGUUUUCGAUCCGGAACGAUUCAACGAUGAGAGAAAGCAAACUAUAGAAAAAAUGGUAUACCUUCCUUUCGGUGAGGGACCAAGAAUUUGCGUUGGAAUGAGAAUGGGUAUGCUACAGGUGAAGGCUUGUUUCGCUACUUUGCUGAGGAACUACAAAUUGGAAUUGUCACCAAAAAUGCAACUUCCAUUGAAAAUGUCACCGCAUUAUUUCCUAACGCACCCACAAGGUGGUGCUUGGGUAUAUAUCUCUAAGCUUUAAAGUUAUCGAAAAGCUUUUAUAAAUUUUUAUAUAUUUAUAUUUUUGGAUGUAUAAUACUACGAAGAUCAAUGUUUAUUUCUGUCACGUUGGCUAAGAAUUGUUAAGUAAAGACGUUUGUUAAAAGAAUAAAGAAAAAAUAAUUUUACGCGUAAUAUAUUCAUCACUACACUACUGCUUCUUUUAAUCGGCAAAAAUAACAUUAUCAUGACAGCGA
Bombus pascuorum is the source of this 1950-nucleotide messenger RNA. RefSeq names its product probable cytochrome P450 28d1. The transcript has a single exon. Gene Ontology annotation, molecular function: iron ion binding; monooxygenase activity; heme binding. NCBI's taxonomy places the organism in Eukaryota, Metazoa, Arthropoda, Insecta, Hymenoptera, Apidae. The record is from RefSeq and is a predicted model, not a curated record. The coding region runs from base 246 to 1736 and encodes 496 amino acids.